AUGCGUAGGAACCUCUUGGGGCUGGUCCUCUUGGUCUUCGGCCUCAGCAGCCUCUUCCUUUACUGGUGGGUUCGCCUCUACUCUCGGCUGGCACGCCGCCGCGCAGACAACAGCACAUCGCUCAAGCCCGAGCAGGUGUUUGUCACGAUGGUGACGAGCGUGAAGUUCAGCAGCGAUAUGUGGACCCACUGGCUGGCGCACUACACCAACGCGUCCCUGGGCUUUCACCUCGAGGGGAAGGAGCAGGAUCAUGCCGUGGCCUUGUUCGAAGCUCAUGGAAUCACACCCAUCGUGUGGCAAGGUGUAUACACGAGUGUGGCCAAGGGUGCGUUCAAGGAUGCGAUCUACGCCGAGCGUGUACCCAGCAGCUCGUGGCUCAUUGAGACCGACGACGACGAGUUGAUCGAGUUCCCCAAGCCCGUGCUCGAGUUCCUCACCGAGGUCGAGGAUCUCGGCUACACCGUCGUGCAGGGGGGGAUGGUGGACCACAUCGCUGCCGACUGCAGGCUGCCGAGGGCACAGGCCAACACUUCGCUGUGGGAGCAGUAUCCGUGCAUGAGCGACAUCACGAAGACCAUCCUCAAGGCUGUGACUCGGAAGAGGCCCAUCCACAAAGGAAACCUGUUCACAGGCGGAGGCCAGCACGAGAUUCGAGAUGCUAAUAACAGGGAGACGAGCUUUAAAGAGACCCCCAUGAUACUGCCGCUGCAUCACUUCAAGUGGCGUGAGGGCUGCCUUGAGAAGCUGCAAGAGAGGGCUGCUCUCUAUAAGAAGAUGGGCAUCACCUGGUGGAUUGAAUCUGAAACCUUCCUCAAAUUCUAUACUGAGUAUGUGCCCCAACCACAACCCAACCAGUGA
Messenger RNA from Acanthamoeba castellanii str. Neff, 858 nucleotides. RefSeq lists its product as uncharacterized. NCBI's taxonomy places the organism in Eukaryota, Discosea, Longamoebia, Acanthamoebidae. The transcript has 5 exons. The record is from RefSeq and is a predicted model, not a curated record. Bases 1 to 858 code for a protein of 285 amino acids.